UCAGCGCGCUCUCGCAGUCUAUUUUGAAGGCAGGCGAUUGGAGCACAGCGCGGGGGUGAGGACGCCCGCCGUCAGCGUACACGCUACCCUACUCAACCAUAAACCUGUCAUUACAAGACAUAUCAGGCUUUUUUUGAGCGCAAAAUCGAGGUGAAUAUCUAGGACGCUCUAGCUCGCUGAAUCAAGGACGAUUUUUAAUUCUUAAAACGUGUCCGAGUCCGAGACGGGAAGACAUGGCCACGACUACAUGUACGCGCUUCACGGACGAAUAUCAGCUGUACGAGGAGCUGGGCAAGGGAGCGUUUUCAGUAGUGCGACGAUGUGUGAAGUUGAGCACGGGCCAAGAAUACGCCGCCAAAAUUAUCAACACCAAAAAACUCUCCGCGAGAGACCAUCAGAAGCUCGAGCGGGAAGCUCGAAUCUGUCGUCUGCUGAAACACCCCAAUAUCGUUCGUCUGCAUGACAGUAUAUCAGAGGAGGGCUUCCACUACCUACUCUUUGAUUUGGUGACUGGAGGUGAACUGUUUGAAGACAUUGUAGCCAGAGAGUACUACAGUGAAGCAGAUGCCAGUCACUGCAUCCAGCAGAUCCUGGAGGCGGUGCUUCACUGCCAUCAAAUGGGCGUGGUGCACCGAGACCUGAAGCCAGAGAAUCUGCUCUUGGCCAGUAAGUGCAAGAACGCCGCUGUGAAGCUGGCCGACUUUGGACUGGCCAUUGAGGUGCAGGGAGACCAGCAGGCAUGGUUUGGAUUUGCAGGGACACCAGGUUACCUGUCCCCUGAGGUGCUGAGGAAGGAAGCAUAUGGCAAACCGGUGGACAUCUGGGCCUGCGGUGUGAUUCUGUACAUUCUGCUGGUUGGAUAUCCACCUUUCUGGGAUGAGGAUCAGCACAAACUUUAUCAACAGAUCAAAGCGGGAGCUUAUGAUUUUCCAUCUCCAGAAUGGGACACAGUUACUCCUGAAGCCAAAAAUCUCAUCAAUCAAAUGCUAACCAUAAACCCUGCCAAGAGAAUCACUGCACAGGAAGCUCUCAAACACCCAUGGGUCUGCCAACGCUCUACUGUGGCUUCUAUGAUGCACAGACAAGAGACUGUGGAAUGCCUGAAGAAGUUCAACGCCAGGAGGAAACUCAAGGGGGCCAUCCUCACCACCAUGCUUGUGUCACGGAACUUCUCUGUGGGUAGCAGACAGACCACGGCUCCCGCCUCGGUCACUGCGGCUGCGGCUGCAGUAGCCGCGGCUGCAGGCACCACAGCAGGGCUGGUGGAACAAGCAGCCAAGAGCUUGUUGAACAAAAAAGCAAAAAAAAAGAAGCGGAAGUCGAGCUCUACCAUUCAGUACAUGCCCCAGACAAACAGCACCAAAAACAGCAUAGUCACCAGUCCCAAGGGAAACCUCCCCUCUCCUGCACUGGAGGCACAGACCACUGUCAUCCAUAAUGCAGUGGAUGGGAUUAAGGAGUCAUCAGACAGCAGUAAUGCCACAGUGGAGGAUGAAGAAAUGAAAGCUGCCACUAAGUUCACUGAUCUAUUGGGUGUGGUUCGUCGGGGCUCGGUGCCCACAUAUGAUGGUGAGGGGGGAAGCACUAUCACUCCAGCUGUUGUUUCUGCCCCCUCCACACCCCAGACCCCCAACAUUCCCACACAGAGUAAGUCCCUGAUGAACCAGCUUGCAGACAGGUUAUUCAGAAGAAGUUCUGCCGAGUCCAUGUUUAUUAGAAACUUGUCGAUCACUGCAUAUUGA
Molecule: messenger RNA, 1742 nt
Organism: Cyprinus carpio (common carp)
Lineage: Eukaryota; Metazoa; Chordata; Actinopteri; Cypriniformes; Cyprinidae
Product: calcium/calmodulin-dependent protein kinase type II subunit beta-like
Exons: 19
Coding region: 234-1742 (502 amino acids)
Biological process (GO): protein phosphorylation
Cellular component (GO): neuron projection; cytoplasm
Molecular function (GO): ATP binding; calcium/calmodulin-dependent protein kinase activity; calmodulin binding
Source: RefSeq, a predicted model, not a curated record